GACAGCUCCUGUCCAAGGACCCCAAGCAGCGGCUCGGGUGUCAGGGUCGAGGGGCCGUAGAGGUCAAGCAGCACCCCAUCUUCAGAAACAUCAACUUCAAACGGCUGGAGGCCAACAUGCUGGACCCUCCCUUCAGCCCCGAUCCUCGAGCCGUGUACUGUAAAGACGUCCUGGACAUCGAGCAGUUUUCCACCGUCAAAGGCGUGAACCUUGACCCCACAGACGAUGACUUCUACCACAAGUUUGUCACAGGCAGCGUCUCCAUCCCGUGGCAGAACGAGAUGAUUGAGAUGGAGUGCUUCAAAGAAAUCAACGUCUACGAGACUGACGGGACGCUGUGCUCAGACCUGGACGUGAACCGGCCGAACCCUCCACCAAAGAGAGGCUUCUUCUACCGCCUGUUCAGAAGAGAGGCAAGUGCUAGUGCUCCGGCAACUGUCCGAGGGGGUGGGGGCUAAGGUACUUCUUCUCUUCUUUCCUUCCUUCCUUCCUUCAUUACUUCCUUCCUUCCUUUCCUCACACCCUAUGCCUUUCCCAAACCCAACAUGUGAAAACUCCAGUCCUGAACCUCUGUGAAUUGUGUUAUCUCCAGUUUAGUCCUUCUUAGUUUAAGUUUGUCUUCUUUCUCUUUCCAUAUUAUAUUCUGUAUUUGUUGCUAAGCCACUUUGUCAAAGAAGGUCAAACAGAACCUGGUUGGUGGUUGUGAGCAGAGACAAGAUCAUCAGUAAUCAGUAUUCAUUAACAUGUAUUUAUUUGGUAACAGGAGCUGCUAGGCUAACAGGUUACUUCCACCAACCUUCAUCCGUCCUUUAGGACAGAAACGUUUUAUUUUACAAUAGCGUUCUAUUUUA
This is a messenger RNA of Notothenia coriiceps (black rockcod), 851 nucleotides long. Its product is annotated as G protein-coupled receptor kinase 5-like. The record is from RefSeq and is a predicted model, not a curated record. Gene Ontology annotation, biological process: protein phosphorylation; regulation of signal transduction; signal transduction. The transcript is spliced from 3 exons. NCBI's taxonomy places the organism in Eukaryota, Metazoa, Chordata, Actinopteri, Perciformes, Nototheniidae. The coding region runs from base 117 to 458 and encodes 113 amino acids. Gene Ontology annotation, molecular function: ATP binding; G protein-coupled receptor kinase activity. Gene Ontology annotation, cellular component: cytoplasm.